GCUGGAUGCAUUACCAGCCUGUGGGUCUGAAAACUGUAUCCUGCUAUUAACCGACUUAAUGAGGAACAAAGAGCUGGAGGACGAGCAGGCUCAAGCGUUUCUCACCACCAUAGCCCUCAUCCCUCAUCCAUCACCACCGAUCAUCAACUCCAUCAAUGUCUUAAUGCAGGUCUCGGAGCUGCAGUCUAAGGCGCUGUUAUCAGGAUCAGCUCUGAUUUAUCAGUUGUGCCAGAAGUCUCACACCUCCUGUAGUGAACUUCCAGAAGUACAGACCUUCAUGCAAACCCUUAAAGAAAUGUUGAAGGAGAACCCAGAGGGUGAACAACACACUCAAGAUAAGCUUUUUUAUGUACUCAAAUCAGUGGGAAAUACUGGCAUGAAUGCUCCAGACCUCAUUCCUCUGAUAAACCGUAUCAUGCUGAGCCGCUUAACUACACUGGAGCUGAGACUUGUUGCCAUCCAGGCCUUCAGACGCUUUCCUUGUUCAGCUGAUAGAUCUUUGCUGUUGCAGCUGUAUCACUCCUCCCAGGAGGAUCCUGAGGUCAGAAUCGCUGCAUACCAGCAGCUCCUGCGUUGCCCUGAUCAGAAUCUGUUUGAAGUGGUGAAGAUGACGCUGAGGAACGAGACCUCCAGCCAAGUGGGCUCAUAUGUGUGGAGUCAUCUAACUAAUGUCCUGAGGAGCGAAGACCCCAUGAAGCAGGCUCUGAUUGAGUUGCUACCUGAUGACAUCAUCAGCAGAGAUUUUGAAGCUGAGUUUAUGAAAUACUCCUCCUAUUCAGACAGCACAUUUUCAUCAGGCAUGGGAGUUACAAAUGUGGAAACAUCUUUGGUUUUCUCAUCCAAAUCUUUUCUACCAAGAUCGGCCUCUGCAAACCUGACAGUGUAUUUCCAUGGUAGGGCUCACAACAUCCUGGAGGUGGACCUUCAUGUUGAAAAUGCUGAACCAAUUUUGAAGAACAUGUUUGGUUACCACGACUCUGAUGGAGAAUCUCAACCUCAAAGUCAAACACAGUCCAGAGAGGCGAUGAGGACGAGGAGAAAGACAGAUGACAGACGUGGAGGAGAAAAAGAAACAUGCUUGUCCAGCUCCAGCAGUUAUCUGGAGCAGGCCAGGGCCAUGCUGUUUGGCAGAAGAAGAGCUGAGAAGAACAGGCUGAAGUGUUGGCUCGGUGUGAAGGUGUUUGGAAACGAGCUCAGUGUGUUUACUUGUGAAGAUCUGUACAAUCAAAUGAACCAGCUGUCUUUGAACGCAGCAGGGCUCGUUGUAAAACUGCUCAAGGGUCAGGAGGUUCAGCUGAACCACAGAGCUGUGCUGAUGACAGAGGAGCUGAUUUUACCAUCUCUGUCUGGGUUACCUGUCAAACUUGGCAUCAACAUGACAUCCAUACUUUCACUGCGUCUAAAAGGCAACAUCAACUAUAGAGAUGUGUCUCACUUCUCCCUGUCUGGAUAUAUUAAACCUGAUGCCCAUGUGGGGCUGUCUGUCAGGAUGGGGGUGGACGGGGCUCUGGGCCAGGCUGCAGUGGACUGGGUCUCUGAACUGAGGAGCUCCACAAGCAUGGACGGCAGCAUUCAGCUACAGGAAGGGAGAGAUCUCAGAGUCACACUGAACACGCCAGAGGACAUUAUGGACAUCAUCUCUAUCAGCUCCAGAGUGUUUCAGCUCAGUGGAGACCACAGAGAAGAGAUCAAGGGGCCAAAGAGUCGAGUCCAGAAGACCACCUGCACACCAAAGACAUGGUCUAAGAUGGUUGGCUGGCAGCUUUGUUCCAACGCUUCCUAUCCGUUUCCAGCUACAGGUGUUCCUCUUCCUCCUCCAGGACCGCUUCAUUUCUCCCUCAGGAUGCUGAAACUGGACAGAGGACUCCAUUAUUACCUGUUGGAGGCAGCCUACUCACUUUUUCCUCAGAGAGGCACCUGGCUACCCAGAGAGGCCUCUCUCCACCUCCUCCUGGCCACACCUCAGUCCUCCAUCCCUAGGGACAUGUCUCUGGACUUGACCUUUAACCCUCGCAGACUGCUGCUAAGGAUGACUCAUCCUCUGAAAACCAUUGUCAUACAAGGUUUGUCUUAG
Molecule: messenger RNA, 2074 nt
Organism: Cheilinus undulatus (humphead wrasse)
Lineage: Eukaryota; Metazoa; Chordata; Actinopteri; Labriformes; Labridae
Product: apolipophorins-like
Exons: 13
Coding region: 59-2074 (671 amino acids)
Biological process (GO): lipid transport
Molecular function (GO): lipid carrier activity
Source: RefSeq, a predicted model, not a curated record